Molecule: messenger RNA, 1941 nt
Organism: Aspergillus welwitschiae
Lineage: Eukaryota; Fungi; Ascomycota; Eurotiomycetes; Eurotiales; Aspergillaceae
Product: transferase family-domain-containing protein
Exons: 1
Coding region: 192-1571 (459 amino acids)
Source: RefSeq, a predicted model, not a curated record
UUCGGGAUUGAACGGCUGUCGUGGGUUGCUUUAAAGGAGGCUAAGGAGGGAUGGGACGAUUGCAACCUGUCAAGGACAUGGUUUGCAUAGAAGAUCUUGUCUAAACGGCGAGAAUCAUCACCUCGUUGACCAUCAUCGAACUCCGUGACUGUAUUAUUCCACUUGGCUCCUCCUCAAACAUACCUUCCAGCAUGUCGAAUAGUCCUGGUCUGCUGGCUUUAAGCCCACUUGACCACAUCCCGGCGAAGCUCUUCCUGCCGUACAUCCUGUACUUCGACACGGUUGACACGCAAACAGCCCUAUUCACCCUCCAGAAAGGCAUUGACAAGUUGAUUUCAGAAUUGCCCUGGCUUGCCGGAGAUGUGAUUCUUCACACCGCGCCAGAAGGGCCCAAGAACCGAAUGCAUAUUGCGCCCCCAUGUAUCCCUCUUUCUGAGGUCCCUAUGCUGAAGGUCAAGCACUUUGACGGCGAUAAAGAUUCUAGCUCACAACCCAUUCAAUCCUUCCUCCCUCUGCCUACAUUUAUUCCAGCCUCCCAACAGCGUCCCGUUCUUCGCUUUCAGGCAAAUGUCUUUUCUGGCAGGAUUAUUGUGGCCAUGUCCUUCUGGCACAGCGUCUUUGAUGGUACCGGGGCCGGUGUUAUCCUUGAAGCAGUCGCCGAGUGUUGCAAGUCAACCAGCGAAGAGUUUACAACCAACCUCGUGCAGACUAUCGCGGAGACCCAUGCUGAACUCCGGAAGAAAGUCUCGAACUUUCCAUCUGAAUGUGUGACGCGCCUCGACCACAGCGUUGAGUUAGGAACACCUGUUUUUGAUCCCAACAUUUCCACCGAGCAGUGGAAUGCAAUGGAAUCUGCCUUGGCCUCCACGGUCGAGACAAAGCGAUACACCUUCAGCCCCGAGAAAGUCGCCAAGGUGAAGGAUAUUUGUACCCAACUCAUGCCGCAGUUGCGGUCCUCGGAGUGGAUUUCUAGCAACGAUGUUAUUACCGCAACACUGGCCAUCUGCGUCGACCGAGCCCUUCACCCAGAGCGGGCAGACAAAACCCAAAGCGCCGAUUUCCUGAUGGCCGUCGAUUUGCGAAACCGAGUUGAUCCUCCGCUACCAGAGACCUACCUUGGGAACUCGAUCUUCCCUGUCCACGACGAUAUCUAUUCUGAAGCAAUGGCAGGUCAGACAGGGGAUGGUGCAGACACCCUACACCUAGCGCAGUUGGCACUGCGUAUCCGCACCAAGCUUACAUCAAUGGACAAGACUCUCAUGUAUAGUGCAUCAGCCGCCGUCGCCGACUAUGAAGACUGGACCAAAGUCGAAGCAGGACCCGCGGGGAUUAUCGUAACCAGCUGGAGAGGUCUCAAGGUCUUUUCGCUAGAUUUUGGCGCCGGACUGGGCCACAUUGUAGACUUCGAGCCCGGGCUAACGCUUGUCCCUGGUGGGUGUAUCUUUCUGCCGUCGCGGACGUCCUUGGAGAAGAGUGGGUCGAUUCCGAUGUGGGAAGUAUGCAUCACCCUGAAAGCCGGGGAUUCCCAAGUGCUGGAGAAGGAUCCACUGUUUAACCGGAUUUUGGCAUGAUAUAUGUUGGAGUGUGGAUUAUGGGUGUAUGAAGUGUACUACGUGACUUUUGAUGACUGAAUUUUUUGUUGACCAUACUAGCAAUGUUUCUGAAUUAUAUGCCGAAUACGGGGCACUCUAGACAGUGUCAGCAAUGCUGCUUAGUAUAUCCACAUGCUGCUAUUCCCAUCUUAUACCGGACCCGUGGGUUGUGCUCCAGGCCAUUUUAGUGCCGGCCGAUCAUCAAUAGGUCUAGGGUAGAAUCCCUGACACUCGUGCAUGGUGAGCAUUAUACUAUAGACGUGCGAGCUCCAUUUGUCUUUACCAAUGGCAGAUAAGACACAUAAGGCUUGAGCCUUUCCCGGAUGGGGAUGAUGGUGUAAUGGGUAGG